CCCACAUCUCUAGCACCGCCGCCAUCGCUGCCAUCGCCACAACCAUCAUCGCCUCUGAGUCUAACACCGCCCACUUUACCCUUGAUCCCAUCGGCCGGUCCUUCUCUGUCCGCCUCAAGUCCUUGCCCCACGGCUGCCAGCAAAUGGAGUGCCUCAAUUGUUUCCACACUAGGGAUUUGUGCGUUGGGAACGUUGAAUUGGGGAACGGUUGCUUCUACUUCACGCUUUUGGAGGGCUUCAAAUGGACGGCGUGCAUCCCCUGUUUUGCAAGGCCUGACCUCCUAAGGAAGCUUAAUGUUGCCAUGGAUAAGGGAACAAGCACCACUGCCUACCUGCGCACCAAAGAGGGCUUCUCUUUCAAGACUACGAUCCUUAACGAAAAAGAGCGAACAUAUUUUGGUUCUUCUAAUUGGGGGGCAUUUGCCAAAGCUUACAAAUUUGAGGAAGGGAUGGCUAUCCACUUUGAUUUUAGCAAAUAUUCUGAUCCUGAUCCUGACAUCUUGGUAGAUUUGGAAAACAUUCCAAUCCUUCCUCCGUCUUACUUCCUAGUGCCAAAAACAACCCAGGAGAUAGUUGACAACACUUACUAUACUGCUGACAGCGUGCUUACAUGGAAAGAGAAGAAUUACCUCGUUUCCUUUGUUAAUGGUAUCGAGUGGCCUACGAACACUCACAAUGCUGGGAAACAUUAUGCAUCAUACGUGCCACUAGUGCAUGCCUUGAACAAGACCAACAUUCAAAACAAAUGUCUGAAGCUCCCAAGAUGUGUUGUUCCUGAGAUUAUGGAUGGCAAUGGUGAGAUGAAACUUAUCUAUGAUGACAAGACCAAUUUCAAAGACACCUACUCGACUGCAGCCCUACCAGAUGGACGCCUCCUAGUUAAUGGGUGGAGGAGAAUACUGAAGGAGUGCAACCUGGAAAUUGGAGCUAGGUUGAUCUCUGUGCUCCACCAUGGAAGUGCGGGGAUUUUCCUAUUCUUAACAUCCAUUCCAAAAAGAGAGGACUAG
Triticum urartu is the source of this 1007-nucleotide messenger RNA. RefSeq lists its product as uncharacterized. Lineage: Eukaryota; Viridiplantae; Streptophyta; Magnoliopsida; Poales; Poaceae. The record is from RefSeq and is a predicted model, not a curated record.